ACACUGCCGGCGGUGUAGCGGCAAGGGCCAACUCGCGGAGCCGAGUUGCCUGUUUUCAAGUUCUGUUGUGUUAGAAAUGAGGGGAGCAUGAUUCCCAAAAGAUAGAUCACCGAAAAGUCACUCCUCGUACUGGCAUCACCUGCUCGAGACGCUGUCCGGUCAAGUGAUAUUCAUUCGGUCAUGGGCGACGAGGACAGAACGUUGUGGGUCGGGAACCUCUCGGAGAAUGUUGAUGAGGAUCUCCUUUAUGAGCUCUUCCUUCAGGCCGGCCCCCUCCAAACUGUCACUGUUAAGAAGCCCGCCAACGGCCAAAACCCAUUCGGUUUCGUGACCUAUCAGCACGAAGAAUCCGUGGCUUAUGCGAUCGUAUUAUUCGAGGGUACUACGCUUUUCGGUAGAGUCCUCAACAUGAGAGAAAGGUCCGCAAACCCCGACGGCAAAUAUAAACGUCUCAUGGCCGAUUACUUGCGUGAUCGAGAACGUUCCCACCGGGAAGACCGUAGGGUCUCACAUCCUCCGAGAGACUUCGAUAGACCUCGCUACCACGACUCACCGAGACCGGACAACUUCAGCCGGCAGCCCUACGACUUCGAUGCGCGUCAGGAUCGCGAUUAUCGAGGCCAAGAUCGUUACGACGAUCGGAAACGCCAUAAACGCUUCAGGAACUAGUAGUUAAGGAAGAAUUGAGACGACAAUCGAUCCGGUCAGAUAAGCUUCGCCAUCGAAGGAGGCAAUUGUAUGCUCGAGGUAGUCCUUGUUUUCUUUGAUGAUUUCUUUAAUGCCUAUCUGACUCUUAGAAACUGCAUCGAUUGCGUGACCAUCGAUUCUCCUCGGGUUUUUAGCUCAUGCAGCAUGCAUAUUCUCCCAAACUAGCAGCAAUGAGUCAAGGAGGAGAUGCGGCGUUUCAAAGGGAGCUGAACUCCCUGUCAGCGUCUGUUUGUAUAUACGCAUUUUUGCGCAUAAAUCUCGAUAUUUUGUACCGAGACUCGGCCAAAGUGUAUAAUCGUAUUCAUUAAGUACAUAUGCUCGUCAACAUGGAAUAAAUCUUUAAUGAUGAA
This is a messenger RNA of Galendromus occidentalis (western predatory mite), 1058 nucleotides long. RefSeq lists its product as uncharacterized. Gene Ontology annotation, cellular component: nucleus. The record is from RefSeq and is a predicted model, not a curated record. Gene Ontology annotation, biological process: regulation of alternative mRNA splicing, via spliceosome. The coding region runs from base 181 to 669 and encodes 162 amino acids. Lineage: Eukaryota; Metazoa; Arthropoda; Arachnida; Mesostigmata; Phytoseiidae. Gene Ontology annotation, molecular function: single-stranded RNA binding. The transcript is spliced from 3 exons.